ACAUGCCAUGCCACACACUUUGAUCUGCUGACGACGUCUCUUCUAGCUUCAUCCCUUAGUUUUCGCCUUUCAUUGUUCUGUCUUCCAUCCACCAUUAACACAUCAUUUUCGUUUCUUUUCUCCUCCGAGCGAGCCUCUCUUCUAUUUACUUUGUUCAUUGCCUCCCCGCCUCCACCCGCUACCCAACGACGUUGUUCUGGUAGCUUCGACGUAACGUUUCGUUUCAAUUCAACGGCUUCUUCUCAAUUUGAUGGCGACGACCGACGCGAUACCUCCAGAGCAUGACCGUCAAGGUCAACGCAGGAGACCGUUUUCGACAUGGGUUAAGAAACUCACCAACUUUAAAUCAUCCGAUGGUGAACGCCAAAAGAGACACAAGAAACGCAGUCACAAGAAGAACAACCCUUACCCGGAAUCUGGACAGGUCGGCAACGGUGUAACCAACGGAACGAGUGCAUGCACUUUCACCACUACACAGACGGGUACAAGCAAUACCAGUGUGGACCGAUCCGCCCGGACAUCUCGAGAAGAUCAGGGACCGCCAACGAUCGGGCGUGGAAGUGUGGCCGGUACGGUGUUGACAGAUCAUGAGGCCUCCCAUUCCCUCAUGGCACCCAGCCAUAGGGCAAGUUCUGUCGCCGGGACGAGCCGUACCGUUGGUGGAGGAGUUGAAUCUAGGAGGGGGGGAGACAGUACUUUUUCAAGUCCAGCACCAUCUGUGAGGUCUUUGACGACGACCUUGACUACGAUACAGUCAAUGGCGCCUAACGGGCCUGGGCAAGCUCAGCAUCAUGCUUCACAGCACCAUGGCAACACGCAGUCUAUUCAAUUCACCCAACCGUUCCCCACUACAGGGACGCCAGCAUCGGCCAUCCCGCCCCAUUUGGCGCCAACUGGCAACCCAACGACUUACACGUCUGCAACCGCCAAUAAUUUACUUACAGAUAACGCAUCUAUCCUGACUUUGGCGUCAUCAAGUAAGCGACGACGAAGGCGUUCUCUCGAUACCGAUGCAUCUGUGCGUGCUCUUGCACCUUCAUCACUUUGGGGUGGCAGUCGUGAAAGUUUACCACUUAGUGUUCUGAGUGCGAACAUCGACCCGAUGGGUAUGCCUACUACUCCCGGUAUUCACGGCAACCCUCGAAUGGGAACAGAACGCACGAGCAUUUACUCUGCAACAGGUGUUGGGCCUGCGAUUUCUGGUGAUCGAAACAGCUACUAUGCCAAACAAGGGGACGCUGCAAGUGUUCGAAUGAUGGGUCGGGUGCUGUGGAGUAGCAGCCACUGUGGCGCUAGGCAAGCUCCUGUAGCUCCCCAGCUCAGCGUCCCACCAUCGUCAUCGCACCGCGGCUCAUCUUCUCCAAUUCAAGACAUUCCCGAAUGCUUCAAGAUGGCCAUCUCAUGGAAGUCGUUUGACUUCUUCGACGUCGUCCAAAUAAACAUCGCCGACGACGAAACCCGACAGCUCUUCGAGGGCAGCGAGAUCUCGAGCGUUUGCGCAGGCUCCGAUAGCCUUUUCCUUGGAUCGUUCGAUGGAUAUGUCAGCAUAAUAAACAAGUCAUGGAAGAUUGUCAAGCGCUUCCAGGCUUACGAGGCUGGGAGCAUCACGCAUAUGCGCCAGGUCGAAGGAACAAGUCUUUUGUUGACAGUUGCGGAAGAUAUGAGCAGUGAGCCUGUUCUUAAGGUGUGGGCGCUCGAUAAGCUUGUUAAGAAGACCAACACACCGACAUGUCUGAGCACGGUCAUGAUCAAUAAUAACCGACGGCAAUUUCCCAUAUCUGCGUUUGCGGCUACGGACGAUCUUACACAAAUCGCCGUAGGAUUCACUAACGGCGCAGUUACCGUAAUUCGAGGUGAAUUGGUCCACGAUCUUGGUACGAAGCAACGAAUUGUUUUCGAAUCAGAAGAGCCUAUCACCGGUGUUGAGCUCGCAUGGGAUGCGGUACAAAAGCUCACCACUUUGUUUGUUUCCACGACCUCACGAAUACUGAAGCUCGGUUUAUCCAAAAAGGGCCAUGGAUUACCGCCCAAGACCAUCGAAGAUGCCGGAUGCGCAGUGGGCUGCAUGACGCGUGACCCAAAUACAGACGGUGUCAUUGUUGCGCGCGACGAUGCUAUCUACACAUACACGUUAGACGGUCGAGGGCCACCCAAGGCGUAUGAAUCGCCAAAGAGCAAGAUUGAUGUUUACAAUGAAUAUGUUGCGCUUGCGUGCCCGCCAGCAAGCAGCACUGCGAAAGAUUCUGAGGCAAUGAGGCGACGCUUUGGUAACACUACUACUAAUUCUCUAUUCAAUGCGUCGUCUUUUGUGUUGCUGGAUAUGGAUCUUCGAGUUAUCGGUCAUACAGAGACUUUGAUGUCGCCUGUGGGACACUUUGUUGACAUCUGGGGCGAUUUCUUCACAGUUCUCCAAGAUGGCAAGGUUUACCGGUAUCAUGAGAAAAGUUUGCAGCAACGACUAGAAAUGCUGUAUCAGAGGAACAUGUUUCCUUUGGCUAUCGAGCUGGCGCAAAAGUCUGGGAUGGAUAAUGAGCAGCAAAGCCUUAUUUACCGUCGAUUCGGCGAUCACCUAUACCAAAAAGCCGACUAUGACGGCGCCAUGGUUCAGUAUAUUCGAGCAAUUGAUACGACUGAGCCAUCACAGGUCAUUCGCAAGUACCUCGAUACACAACGCAUUCAUAACCUAAUCCAAUAUCUGGAACAACUCCACGAACAUCGAAAAGCCACUGCGGACCACACAACCCUUCUCCUCAACUGCUAUGCAAAGCUCAAAGACAUCAACAAGCUUGAAAAGUUCAUCAAGUCUCCGGGCGACCUCAAGUUUGAUCUUGAUACAGCAAUUGCAAUGUGCCGACAAGGCGGAUACUACGAGCAGGCUGCAUACCUUGCCAAGAAGCACGGCGAGACUGAUCUUGUGGUGGAUAUCUUGAUAGAGGACUCCAAGAACUAUGUCGAAGCGCUCGACUAUGUUUGGCGUCAGGAUCCUGAUAUCGCAUACCCUUGUCUACAGAAAUACGCCCGAGUGCUCAUUGAGAAUUGUCCUCAAGAUGCUACCAAGUUAUUCGUGGACUACUAUACAGGAAAUUACCGACCUCGGCGCACUAUAACGGUGCAUAACGAGAUUGAUACGCCCACCAGCGGCGGCUUUGCAGCUGGAGCAGCCAGCGCUGUUCAGAACUUGUCCAAUCUGCUGCCUCUACCUUAUAUGAAUACAUCUUCGGUCGCAUCUCCAGGAACAGUCGGAAACACAAGGGCUGUGGUUAGCGACGGAAACAUUAUUGUGGAUAACGACGAUAUACCUGCACCAAAGUAUACCCCUCCUCCCCCAAGAACCGCAUUCUCAUCGUUCAUCGAUCACCCCGACGAGUUUAUCGUCUUCCUCGAAGCAUGUCUCGAAGAAAAGGAGCUCAAGUCGAGCGAUCGAACAGAUCUUUACACUACCCUCUUUGAGAUGUACUUGUACAAGGCAAGCGAAAAGAAAGGACAGGAUCACAAGGAGGAAUGGGAGGCCAAGGCGAAGAAGCUCAUUCAGGGUGAGCACGUGCCAAUGGAGAGCUCGAAUGUUCUACUUCUCUCGCAUCUUGCGGAUUUCCAAGAUGGAACUAUCCUUGUCAAGGAACAGGCAGGACUCCGUUUUGACAUUUUUAGAUCUUACACAUCGGCUAAGGACACACGAGGCGCCAUGAAGGCACUCAGAAAGUACGGUCCUGAGGAACCGCAGUUGUAUCCAGCUGCCCUGGCAUAUCUCACUUCUGACCAAAGGGUACUAGAGGAAGCCGGCCCUGAUGAGUUGGCCAACGUGCUAAACAAGAUCGACAAAGAUGGACUCAUGGCUCCUUUGCAGGUUAUCCAAACACUUGUAGGUCAAUCUUCAGGCGGCGGCGUAGCUACCAUGGGCAUGAUCAAACCAUACCUUCACGAGACAAUCACAAGAGAGCGCAAAGAAAUUGCUACCAACCGCAACCGCAUCAACAAUCUUCGUGGCGAUACAGAAAAGCGCCGCGAAGAGCUUGCAGACCUAGGCUCCAAACCAGCUGUUUUCCAAGCAACCUGGUGCUCAGACUGCAGCCAGCGCCUUGACCUUCCAGCCGUCCACUUCCUCUGCAAACACAGCUUCCACCAACGCUGCGUUCGAAACGGCGGCAACGACGGUGAUGCGGAAUGUCCCAAAUGCGCACCCGAAAACGACAUGAUCCGCAAGAUGCGCGAGGGACAGAAGGAGCGGGCGGGCAAGCAUGAUCUUUUCAAGAUGGACUUGGAGAACAGCGAGGAUAGGUUUAGUACGCUUGCGGAGUGGUUCUCUGGAGGUGUUAUGGAUGGGCAGAGUGCUGAGUGAAUGUUACGAAAUGAGGUGAUGGCGAGAUGCAUGGAGUCUAAAGGAGUUUUGGGUUCUUAUUUGGUCUUUGCCUUGUUUUUAUGAGGCUUUGACAAUUAUACAAUCAAGAUUUAGGCAGAAUGGUCUUAUUUGGUGAAUAUUGUUGUGGACGCUCGUACGUUUGCUGGUGAGUUGGUGACAAAGAGCUUUCAAGAUGCGUCGCUGCCUACGUAAGAAGAGCUUGGACAACUUAAGGAUAAACUUAAGCAAUCUUAUGAUACGUUUAGAGGCCCUCCUGGUAUGCCACAUGACAAACUUGC
Molecule: messenger RNA, 4635 nt
Organism: Fusarium oxysporum Fo47
Lineage: Eukaryota; Fungi; Ascomycota; Sordariomycetes; Hypocreales; Nectriaceae
Product: tethering complex subunit PEP5
Exons: 9
Coding region: 251-4336 (1361 amino acids)
Biological process (GO): vesicle-mediated transport; organelle fusion; vacuole organization
Cellular component (GO): endosome; HOPS complex
Molecular function (GO): protein binding; protein-macromolecule adaptor activity
Source: RefSeq, a predicted model, not a curated record